AUGGCUUCGAUCUUGAAGACAUUCUGGCUAUCAAUUGCCUGUGCAUCCUAUAUCUUCCCGUCCUCUGCACAUGCCAAAUACGACAACAUCGAGUCGCCCAGAGUUGGCAUCGUAAAUGGUACAUAUCGAGGUGUUUACAAUAGCCAAUACAAGCAGGAUUAUUUCCUUGGCAUGCCAUAUGCCCAACCACCAGUUGGAGACCUUCGCCUACGAGUUCCUCAGUCUUUGAACUCAUCCUGGGCUGAUACCAGAAACGCUACCGACUAUGGGCCAAUCUGUCUAGGAACGGGACAGACGGGAGAGGUGUCAGAGGAUUGUCUUACCAUCAAUGUCAUUCGCCCUACUGGGGUUGAACGUGGUGAUGGUCUCGCGGUUGCAGUAUGGAUAUACGGCGGUGGUUUCGUUUCGGGUGGUUCAGCAAUGCAGCAGUACAAUCUCUCCUUCAUUGUAGAUCAAUCUGUACAAAUGGGCACGCCCAUGAUUGCCGUUAGUCUCAAUUAUAGACUGCAUUGCUGGGGGUUCAUGUGGAGCAAAGAGAUAUACGACGAAGGCUCCGCCAACUUGGGGUUCCGAGACCAGAGAUUGGCUUUGUACUGGAUUCAAGAGAAUAUUGCUGCGUUUGGCGGGGAGCCCACAAAGGUGACAAUCUGGGGAGAAAGUGCUGGCGCUCACAGCGUGGGGGUCCAGCUGACGGCCUAUGGUGGCCGUGACGAUAGCCUCUUUCGUGCGGCAAUCAGCCAAAGUGGUGCGCCGAGCACCUACGAUCGAUAUCAAACCGCGGAAGACUGGCAACCAUUUUACGACGCCGUCGUAGAGGCGACCAACUGCAGUACUCCAUCAGGUGAUAGCUUGGCGUGUCUGCGGACUAUUGAAACAAACGCUUUACUGAGCAUCUUUCAAAACGACAGCAUCAUCCCAACUCAUACCUUGACAGGCACCACCGGACCGCAGUUUGUCAGCGUCAUUGAUGACGACUUCAUCAUGGAAAGCGGUACAAAGCAGCUUCGCGAGGGCAACUUUGUCAAGGUCCCCUACAUGAUUGGUGCGAAUGCGGACGAAGGCACUAGUUUCUCGACCAAGGGGGCAGUGAAUACAACUGCAGAUUUCUUGAAACUGCUCGCCAGUUGGGGUCUCGACAAUAGUACAGUCACGAGCCUGGCCGCACUAUACCCAGACAUUCCCGAAAUUGGCAUUCCAAAGACCAUGGUUGGCCGACCACCGGCGGGCUAUGGCGAGCAAUACAAGCGGGCGGCUGCAUACGGCGGUGACAUCAACAUCCAUGCCCCUCGUCGUCUUGCUAAUCAGAUAUGGGCCGAGUAUAACGUCACGAGCUACAGUUAUCUCUUUGACGUUGUGACGACAGUUGCUGGACCCAACGUAGGAGUUCCUCACGGUGCCGAGGUGCCAUUUGUUUUCAAUAAUCUGCUCGGAACUGGCUACGAUAAUAGCACCAACGUCUUUCUGAAUGGGCCAGAGACAUUCAAGCAGCUGGCCGCGACAAUGAGUAGGAUGUGGGUCAGCUUCGUGACGAGACUAGAUCCAAACUAUUCUGGAACGGCCAAUGCCUAUUGGCCCGAGUAUGCUGCAUCUUAUGCCCAGAACCUCAUAUUCGAUGUCAAUAUGACUAGUCAAGUGUACAGUCAGCUAGACACAUAUCGCGCCGAAGCCAUCGCCUAUAUAGGCGCUACACUAGAUACUGCAUUCGGACAUUGA
Messenger RNA from Pestalotiopsis fici W106-1, 1713 nucleotides. RefSeq lists its product as uncharacterized. The coding region runs from base 1 to 1713 and encodes 570 amino acids. Lineage: Eukaryota; Fungi; Ascomycota; Sordariomycetes; Amphisphaeriales; Sporocadaceae. The record is from RefSeq and is a predicted model, not a curated record. The transcript has 4 exons.